ACCCUGUUCCAGAGCCCCGACGAGGGUUGGCAGGUUUAUACCUCGGCACAAGCCCCCGAUGGCAAAUGCCUCUGCACGGCCGUGAUCCCGGUGCAGGGCUCGUGCUCCCGCGACCUGCGCAGCCACCAGCUCCGGCAGCUCAUGGAGAAGGUGCAGAACAUCUCCCAGUCUAUGGAGGUGCUGGACCUCCGGACAUACCGGGACCUCCAGUACGUCCGCAACACCGAGGCCCUGAUGAAGGGCUUGGACUCCAGGCUGAAGGUGGCUGCUGAGAGCCAGAAGAGCCUCAAUGCCAAGAGCUUCCAG
Nestor notabilis (Kea) is the source of this 306-nucleotide messenger RNA. Its product is annotated as noelin-2-like. The transcript is spliced from 2 exons. The record is from RefSeq and is a predicted model, not a curated record. The annotation marks the transcript as partial. Lineage: Eukaryota; Metazoa; Chordata; Aves; Psittaciformes; Psittacidae.